Molecule: messenger RNA, 2056 nt
Organism: Tilletiopsis washingtonensis
Lineage: Eukaryota; Fungi; Basidiomycota; Exobasidiomycetes; Entylomatales
Exons: 3
Coding region: 1-1701 (566 amino acids)
Source: RefSeq, a predicted model, not a curated record
AUGCCGCGGCGUCGUACUCGGCUGCGCAGCCUGCUCCUCUGCUCCCGGCCUGCCGAUGUCGAGUGCCAAGGCGACACCGACCUCGUGGCCAGCUUCGCCGCGCACGCAGCAGCGGCACGCCGCAGUGCGCUGCUGCGCGAACAGGCCGGCGUCUGCUUCGAUGCGCCUCCGCCUCCGCCGGCCGUCAGCGUGCCUCUUCUGCCGCCUUCGCGUGCGUCGGCUGCGGCGCAGAAGCAGGAGCAGCAGCAGGAGCCGCGCAAGCAGCGCAGCAGCAACACCAGGCGCUUUGCGCGCCGCAAGUCGGAGCAAGGUAGCAGUGUGCGCAUCGGCGAGCAUGCGCCUGCGAUGCGCGCGCGGCAGCCCGAGAACGACGUCGACGUCGACGUCGAGGCUGAUGCUAGGAGCGCUGCGCCUGGCGAGACGGUGGCGUUUGCAGGGGAGCGCUUCGAGGGCGACGUCGAGAAGGACGACGCUGCGAGACUGCCGGUGCCUUGCGGCUUCGAGCUUCAGCAGCUGCUGCAAGGCACUCGACGCGGGCCUGACUCGGACUCGUACCGCCUUGCCCUGCGCGCUGCCUCUUCGACAUCGACAUCGACGAUGGUGCACCUCCCCGAGUCGCAGCAGCAGAAGCUUGCUGCCUUUGCCGUCGUCGCCGCCGCCGAAGCCGCUGCCAUCGUCGCCGCCGAUGCACAGCGCCUCCAGGCGCGUCGCACACUCGCGGCGCCUCUUCCUCCCACACGCGGCAGUUCGCGUCUGCUCUCCUCCGAUGCUCUGCCUUCGUCUUCGUCGUGCAAGCAACAGCGUCUGAGCGUGCUCUCCACCCACAGUGCACUCAGCAGCUCGACGUGCCACAGCGGCCUCAGCGGCGACGAAAGCAACAUGGACGACGUACUGAUGCAUUUCCCAAGUCUGCUGCCCAUUACUAUCCCCCUCGACGAUCUGCCCGCCGCUCAACUCGAGGCGCUACUGCGACGCCAGACCAGCGGCGAGACGCUCGUCGCUGCUUCGCUGUACUCGCAAGACUCGGCACCUUCGCCGAGCACGCCUCGCGAGGGCUGCGCAGCGACGGCGACGUACGAGCUCGCUGCCAUCUCCUUUGCUUCCGUCUCCUCCAACGACGAGCUCGACGCGCCAGACGAGACAGAUGACAAUUCGGCGUACUCGCAACUCGACUGCUCUUACUCGCACGAGCACGAGGGCGAAGCGAGCAGCGCGAGCAAGACGCCGCAGCGACCUUUUCUUUUCUCCCGCCCUUCGCUCGACGGCCUCGGGCUUCACACGACUGCUUCCGUCUGCACCACGAGCGCCGGCGCUGCGCCGCUGGGCAUGGCCAACGAGAAGGACAGCAUGUCGUGCUCGGCCAGUCGGGAAGCUGCGCUGUCUGCACUCUGCGGCGGCGCGAGCACGGCCUCUUCGACGGCGUCCAAGCAGCAGGAGGAGGAGGAGAAGUCGGAACCGACGGCACGUCUCUCGAUUGACGAACGCCUGGUGGCGCAGAUGGAGCAGCCGCAUUGGCGCUCUAGCGUCGUGCAGCGCUUUCAUGAGCAUGUCGCACUCACUGUCGCCUCGCUCGGCGCAGGCGAGAGCAGGAUGCUCGGCGCAACGACGGCAUCAGCGGCGCCGCGGCUGGCAGACUCCUCCUCCUCCCCCAACGACGACGACGACGACGGCGACGGCGACGCACGUGUCUCGUUCCUCUAGCUCCCUCUGCCUGCGUGCUGCCCAUUCUCGCAGUCGUUGCUCCUCCUCCUCCUCCAGCAGCGCGCCUGCUCAAGCGCCGCAGCUGCCCACGUGCACGCCUGCCUUUGCCGUUGCAGCCGCACGCCUCGUGCGCGCAGACGGCCUCGGGCCGCUCUCCUCGUCCGCACACGCGCGGCUGUACGAGUGCCGCACUGCCACUUCCUCCGGCCACAUCGACGGCGCAGGUGGGGGCAGCGCUUGGAGUGCAGCAGCGGCGGCGGCGGCGGCGGCGACACGGCCGAUGCAGCAGCUGCUGCCACUCGACUCGGGCGCAGCGCCGGGCGCCGAGAGGUGGUUCGAGAGCGCGGGCAUUGCG